AUGUGCCCUCCCACGGAAGGCUGCAUAGCUGCACAACGGGCGGCAGGGCAAGCGGCUCCGGAGAGGCCUUCCACGGAGAGGGCCGCCUCUGCUCCCGCUCGAAUGAGGCGGCGGGCGCCCGAGCUUUCUACAGGCAAAUAUCGGCUCUCCGCGAGCGCGGCAGCGCCACGGGUAUCACGUGUGUCUCGGGCUGCCCUUAUACUUGCAGCAGGGGUCGCUCUGUUGAUCGGCAUACGCCGGUUGCUAGUGUGUAGACGAAACCUGUCGUUGAAGAGAGCUGCCCAGGUCGAGGCGGCAGGAGUCGGUGGAACGCAAGUCUCUCGGGGGCUGGCCGCGGGAGGUGCGGACGGUGAGGGCGAGGACGACGGUGGAGAUGGCUGCAUGGAACAGGAGGCGGCAGUCGACAGCGUCGCUACGCAGACAGUUUUGCUCGAUAUUUUCACGACGCAGAGAACAAGAUAUUACAGGAGCAAAGGCAUGCGUAAAAAGUACGCUGUCCUGCAGUCUUUGUUCGACGCUUCACAUAUCCCCUACCAAGAGUUGGCGUUGCUGAAGAAAGAGGUGGUAACGCCGAGGAACGAAAACAAGUUCCUCCAAGCGGUGGACAAUGCAGUAAUCCGGCCUCACAAAGAGGAGAUGAAAAGCAUGACUCUGAAACAGUUGCUGGCUGUGUCGGAUACUUCCGCCUCACCACCGGCCGAUGCUGAGACUCUGCCGCCUAGUCGCGAUCCGUAUGAAAGCCAUCUACGAUCAGGAUGGACGUCCGCUGGCCUUUCGCGAAGAGACGCCCGAGGUGACUUUCUUCCCCAGUCGAACAGUCUGUGGGGUGCCCAGACCCGUGACCGUAUGCAGAAGCGCGUAGAAAAGGAAGCCCUCCGCUUGGCUGUCAUCCACGCCGGUGUCUUGCAGCUACCGCAGACACCCUUGAGGAGCGACGUGAGGGCAGAGCGCGACCGCCUUGCUUUUGUUUGGUUCCCAAAAGCUGAGGAGCUCGAAAAAGCAGUGGAGAAAGCCGUCGACACCGUUGGAGCCGAAGCGUUUCAAGCUUGUGCCGCCGCGCAGUCGCUCGCCUCACCUGUCGUGCGAACCUUCGCCGCUGGACUCAAACAACAGGAGCUGAAAAUUCUUUGGCGAAUUGUUACCUCGCAGCAGGAUGCAAUGAAGGCUGAGCAGCAGAAGUGGUCAGAAGUCCAGUCCGAGGAAGUGCUGCGCGGAAGCCUGGCUGCAGUGCCUAGUUACUUGACAUGGGAAGGCGUCGCCCCUUCACAGGAGCUGCUCGAGUGGAUUGGGCAGCGCGUUUUGGCGUCUGAAGUCGCUGGAACCUUCAGCCCGGCGACACCACCAGUAGACACGCUUCCUCCUCCGGUAAAGGCGUCGAGCCUCCAAUCUCCCGCAGAGCGGGAACAGGCGCCGUCGCCGCUACAGCCACCUGCCGUGACCGCCUCGGCGGGAGCGUCUGGCUCCUCGGGCAGAGCACACGGGCCAGAUGGCGUCUCGUCUGUUGACGUUUUGGUGAUGGCAUUCUCGGAUGUUGAAAGACUAGCUCUAGGGAAGCUGUUGCCGCAGACCGAGGCAUUUGUACAAGAUUUCGUCCUCGAGAGGGGACACUCAACACCGUCCGCCAUUCAAUUAAGGAGUGCCGUUCUCAGUAAGCUUGGAGACAAAGAAAUCGCCAAAUUGCAAGCUCAGGAGGUCGAGAGAAGGCUGGUUCGACACCCCCUAGCAAACGGGGGGGGAUGGUGA
Molecule: messenger RNA, 1743 nt
Organism: Besnoitia besnoiti
Lineage: Eukaryota; Apicomplexa; Conoidasida; Eucoccidiorida; Sarcocystidae
Exons: 1
Coding region: 1-1743 (580 amino acids)
Source: RefSeq, a predicted model, not a curated record